Molecule: messenger RNA, 1599 nt
Organism: Syzygium oleosum
Lineage: Eukaryota; Viridiplantae; Streptophyta; Magnoliopsida; Myrtales; Myrtaceae
Product: N6-mAMP deaminase
Exons: 11
Coding region: 303-1427 (374 amino acids)
Biological process (GO): inosine biosynthetic process; adenosine catabolic process
Molecular function (GO): adenosine deaminase activity
Source: RefSeq, a predicted model, not a curated record
GCCGGUUCUUGAUUCGACCCACGGUUCUUGAUUCGACUUGUGUGAUGCACGGCAAUGUCUGGAUCGGGUACGCAAGUGGGAUCCCCUCUGAAUCUUUGCGGGCCCCGAGCUCCGAUUCUUCAGCUGACCCUUUUCGCCGACCAGGACCACCGCCGAUGCUGCGCUGCGCACCACCUGCCUCGCCUCAUUUUCCGAGUAUUUUAAGCCCGGUGAGGAGGAGUUACACGCCACUCCACUCCGAAUUGCAUAAAGGAGGACGCUUUUUCGACUUCAAGAGAGAGAGAGAGGGGUUUAUCUGAGAGAUGGGAAGGAGAGAAAUGGAGUGGUUUAGGUCGAUGCCGAAGGUGGAGUUGCAUGCCCACCUCAAUGGGUCCAUCAGAGACUCCACGAUCUUAGAGCUAGCUAGAGAUUUGGGUCAGAAGGGUGUCGUUGCUUUCUUGGACGUGGAGCACGUUAUCAUGAAAAAUGAUCGUUCUUUGGUUGAAGUGUUCAAAAUGUUUGAUCUCAUUCAUGUUAUUACAACCGAGCACUCUACCAUCACGAGGAUUACCAAAGAAGUUAUUGAAGAUUUUGCUUCUGACAACGUGGUCUACUUAGAGUUAAGAACAACUCCAAAGAAAAAUGAUUCCAUAGGAAUGAGCAAGCGCUCUUACAUGGAAGCAGUGAUUCAAGGUUUGAGAGCCGUCGCCAGCGUCGAUGUCCAUUUUGUCCCUCGGACUGAACAAGCAGCAAGUUCCUUAAAUUCUCAAUCUAUUGAGAAUUCUUUCAAUGGAUCUGCUAAAAAAAAGAUUUAUGUUAGACUUCUUCUCAGCAUUGACCGCCGUGAGACCACCAUUGCUGCAUUGGAAACUGUUGAGCUUGCACUGGAAAUGAGGGAUCUAGGAGUAGUCGGUGUAGAUCUUUCCGGGAACCCCACUGUAGGAGAAUGGGAUACCUUUGUCCCAGCACUAAGUUUUGCGAGGCAGCAUGACCUCAGAGUAACUCUUCAUUGUGGAGAGAUACCUAAUCGGAAGGAGAUCCAACAAAUGCUGGACUUUGUUCCUGAAAGAAUAGGGCAUGCUUGCUGCUUCUGUGAGGAAGACUGGAGGAAGUUGAAGGCUCUCAACAUUCCAGUAGAAAUUUGCUUGACUUCCAACAUCGUGACUCAAUCUAUUUCUUCCAUAGAUGUGCACCAUUUCGCUCAUCUAUACAGGGCACAACACCCUAUAGCCUUAUGCACCGAUGACACAGGUGUCUUUUCCACUAGCCUUUCACAGGAAUAUAGCCUGGCAUCUUCCACAUUCGGUAUUGAGAAGGUGGACAUUUUCAAUUUAGCAUCCAAAGCGAUUUCGCUCGCAUUUGCCGAUCUCGAAGUGAAGGACGAAGUGAGAAAGAUUUUUUCGUCUUCCAAGGGCCAGCUUUCUUACAUGGAUCGGAUUGAUCCGUGAUCUCUGCAUAUGCGGGACGGCUCUAAGCUCUAAUAUCAGAGUCCAUCUAUGUUUAGAAUGGAUUGAACCCUGUAGGAUGUUUAGCUAUAAAUCUUUAAUAACUGUUGCAGGACAAUGCCAUUUGAUCUUUAAGAUGCCUUAUAUUAGCUUAUAAACAGUCUCUCUUUUCUUU